Spinacia oleracea (spinach) is the source of this 2055-nucleotide messenger RNA. RefSeq lists its product as uncharacterized. NCBI's taxonomy places the organism in Eukaryota, Viridiplantae, Streptophyta, Magnoliopsida, Caryophyllales, Amaranthaceae. The transcript has a single exon. Bases 1 to 2055 code for a protein of 684 amino acids. The record is from RefSeq and is a predicted model, not a curated record.
AUGACUGAGUCAAGCGAACCGAUAAUCCAGCAGAUAGAACCCACCUCAAGAAACAACCAGAGAACCACAAAAGUACCUUUGUUCGGCAUGCCUCAGAGUCUUGGUCCGCCAAGAGAGACACCACAACCCAGAGCUAUGGCAACCCCUAGCCAGGGCCAGGGCAUCCCAGUUCCAACCAGUGCCUCACUAGCACGAUUGGGGGCACAGUUCUCACCCGACCAGAUUCGCACAGCCAUAGAAGUCCUGACCUUCCUUACUCAGACAACACCACAAGCCCAGGUCAUGAGGACAGCCCCAGAGGUUGAGGUUGAGCAGAGGAGAAAACGUCCCAGACCCCAAAACAGUCCGAACGUCUGGAGGAGGAAUCUGCAGCAGGAGAUGGAAGGGGCUGACAGCCAAGAAUAUGAGGCAGAAAGUAUCACGCCUAGCAGAGCUCAACCCAGAGCAAGGACCGAACAAGCACCCAGCCAGAGGCACCACUCCGGGUCAGGUAUGCCAAAUCCCUCCCGAGCAAUAGUUAAACCUGAUAAUUCCCCCUUCUGUGAUGAGAUACUCUCGGAAAAAAUGGAAAAGAUAAAAAUGCCCACCUGCAAAUAUUCCGGAAAGUCAGACCCAACGAAUCACCUCUCUGCCUUUGGAGGACACAUGAUGCUAUAUACCAAUACAGACUCUAUGUGGUGUAAGGUCUUCCCUUCCACUCUGGAGGGGAUAGCACAGAGCUGGUUCGGUAAAAUACCCAAGGGCACCAUAACCUCUUUCCGGCAGUUAGCCAUCUUGUUUCGCACCCAAUAUGUGGCAAACAUUGCCAGAGAAAGGAUGACAGGGGAGCUGAUGUCAGUCAUCCAAGGACCUCAGGAAUCUCUGAGGGAGUACAUAUCCAGAUUCAAUAUGGAGGCAUCGAAUAUACCCAAGUUACAGCAAGAGGUAGCAGUCCUGGCUAUGAUGACUGGUCUGCGGGAUGGAGAAUUCAAGAGCUAUCUGGGCAGAAAGUCAUUCACAACCCUGGCAGAGGUACUGGGGAAGGCAAAUGAAUUUAUAAAAAGUGAAGAGAUUGGCAGAGCAACCUCACGACGAUAUGUGGCAAGUGAGAACAAUUACGGUAGUCAGAGCAAAAAAGAGCCGUACAAAAAAGAAUACCCAGACAAAAGAGAAAAUCAGCAGCCCAGAAAAGAUUGGCACGGGCAGGUCAGAGGAAGAGGUAGUGAGUUCAAAACUGAAAAGCGAGGCAAAUUCAACGAAUACACUCCUCUGGUUGCAUCCAGAACCCAGAUUUUUGCUAUCAGCAAGGAGGAUGAGAAAUGGCAGAGACCACCGAAAAUGUACAACAAAUACAGGGACACGAAGAAGUACUGUGAUUUUCACAAGGAUCAUGGUCAUCUCACAGAGGAAUGCACUCACCUGAAAGAUAACAUUGAGGACCUGAUCCGAAGGGGGUACCUAACACAAUUUAAGGCAAAGAGCUCAUAUAGCAGGACCUACGAAAACAGGGAUGAUGAGGGUCGAUUUGAUAACAGAAAGACAGAGCAAAAGCAGAACCACCCAGCAGAUCAGAAGAGGUCGAAUGAUAUACUGGUCAUAACAGGAGGACCAGUUUACGCUGGUACUACAGCCAGCGGUGCUAAGGCCAGUGUGAGCGAAUUUAAACACCAGGUUAAUUACCAUAACUCAGGAAAAUGGCCUGCCCCUCCAAAAAUCCCACAGUGCACCUUUACAGAAGAUGAUUGUAAGGGCAUAAUUUAUCCCCAUGAUGACCCAAUGGUGUUAGCUCUGGAUGUGGCUAACAGAAAAAUCCAUCGAAUCCUGAUAGACGGAGGUAGCUCUGCAAACAUUCUAUUCUGGCCAGCUUUCCAAGAGCUGCAGAUUGAAGAAAAGCACGUAAAACCAGUUAGCUACCCAGUAAUUGAUUUCACAGGGGCAACGGUGAUACCAGAACGAAUAGUCAGCUUACCUGUCCAAAUUGGGCAGGGGAAAGAUAUCAAGGAUGUCAUGGUUGAUUUCAUGAUAGUGAAAGUACCCGCAGCAUACAACGCCAUUCUACUUAUCACCUCACCAUGA